AUGACUAUAGCCACCACCUUCUCAGGUAUUAUUACAAUCUAUUUCAACUUAUUUUUGCUUGAAAUGUGUCAAAUGUUGUACUGAUACUUAGAGUCUUUACCUCCGCUACCCCCCCCCCCCAAAAAAAAAACCUAUUUGCCUCAUUGGGUUUUGGGGAGAGGCAGGGGUGAGUAUCAGUUUGGCUGUUGCAAAGUUUAAAAGUUCAUAAUGACAUCUACAUCCAUGAUAUGUAUCACUCAUCUGCAUAUUUAUCAUACAUACAUCUAAGAAAGCCAGAAUUAAUAUAAUCACAAAGAAACAGGCCAAUGUUUGUUUUUUGAGAGGUGUGGUUCUUUAGGAAAGAUAUUCAUCAAACAGGAACUCAGGAAGUUAAGAUCCUUGUAUUUUUAGAAGAUAUUUUAUUUAACAAAUAUAAAACAUUUUCCUUGUUGAUAUAACUAUAUAUCAAUAUGGAAAAAAUGUUUUAUAUUUUUUUUAUAAUAUAGCAAUGUCAAAAGCCCGAAGGAUAAGAAAAAUUUCCGUGUUUACAAGCGGCAGAAAAUUUCCCGUGUUGACAUUGAGUUAUAUCAACACGGCUCUUAGCCAAUCAGCGUUCAGAAUUUACAAAUGCUAUAUUAUAAAUAAAUAUGUAAUAUGGGCAGGUAUAAAACUAGUACAUAACUUAGUAUAAUGUUUACAGUCAAUUGCCAAAAUGUUUGCAACUUUGUUCAAAAGUUCAUGUUGAAAUUCACAAGUUGAUGUGUAUAUAUAUACAAAGCCUCUGAUUGUCCAGGAAUUAAAAGAAAUUGAAUGCUCAGUUUAUAAACUGGUUUGUGCAUAUUGUUAUGAACUUCGCAAAAAAAUUUACAAACUUCAGAACAAAAUUAGGUUAUUGCAGAAAACACCUUUCCUCUAGACAUUUAGAUACUCAGUACAUUAUAUUAUUGAAAGUUGAUUUCCUCAACUGAUUUUUCUGGAAUGACAUAUUUCUAGUUCUGAAACAUCAUCAACUUGAACCGACUUGACCACGUAGCUCAGUUGGCAGAGCAUUGGACUAGUAUCCAAAAGGUCACGGGUUCGAUUCCCACCGUGGCCAAGCAAACGUUUCAGCUUGCCUGAUGUGGAUGUAUACUCAGAGUAACAUCACAAACAUCAUAUUCACCUGAGUACAUGACACCAAGACAUAUUUCUAGUUAUAAUGUUGUUUCCAUGUAUCUGAUAUGUGGCUUAAUGUGUAAUAUUCUAGCUUCUACAUCUGAAUCAACAACAACACCAACUCCAAGAAGAACGUCUUCAAGUAUGUUAAUGUGUGUAUUGUUAUCUCAUUCAGUGGCAGUACUCUCCCUUUGACAAGGAAAAUCAUCUGUAGUUAGAGAGUAUAAAGUGAUAAAUUAAAGUGUAUCAGGGCACAUUGCCACUUAAAAAGUUAAUGGGAUGCAUGGGUAGAUAGUUUAGUUAAGUAAACCUAAGGCGUAAAAAUAAAUACCUGUGGUUCCGGUUUCAUAUCGUGAAAAAAUUAGGGUCGGUAGGUCAGAAAUAAUUUUUUUUAAAUUUUUUUUUCAUGGUUUUGGCAUUUUCUUUGCUGGGCGAUUUGCAGUAGAGUCCCGACAUCAAUAUUAACUAGAGAUGCGUAUUUCCUAUCGACAAAUUUAGGCAAUUUGGCUCAAUAAUUAGUGUAAGUUGACACCAGACGCCAUUUUGGCACGCUGUAUGAGCAACCCGCAACCACCUGGAGAAAAUAGUCAAUCGCUUUGAAAAAAUAAUAGGGUCGUCAGAAAAAAAUAGGGUCGGGAACCGGAACCACAGGUUGUUUUUUUUAUGCCUAAUGGCAGCACUCUCCUGUUGUUCAGUGAAAUUAUCUGGUGUUAUACAAAGUAGAGCACAUUGACACUUAAAACAGUUAACAUUUAUGUUGCAAACAGGUUAACAGCCAAUAGUAUUAAUAAAUUAACCCAUUGAGCUACAGUGUGCCCUACUGGGUUUUUUUACUUGUCUAACACCAGCCGAUUUUACUUGUCAAUGGGGAAGCUUUGCAGCUUAAAUAUGAGUUAAAACAAUCAUAUUAGAUUAUUCCAGAAAAAAUGGCCACACCUUCCACACAGAAGAAAUGAGAGGUUAAUCCUAUUCCCACGUUACAUUUUAUUGUUAUUGAAAGUAGAUUUCCUACUCCUGAGUUUUCUGGCUGGAAUGGCCUAUUUCUGGUUAUUAUCUUGUUUCAUGCAUCUGACAUGUGUCUUAAUUAAUGUGUGAUAUUGUAGCUUCUAAGGUGCCUGAAUCAACAACGUCAAGAACAACACCUUCAAAGGGUAUGUGUAUAUGUUCAAAUACUGUUUGUUGAGUGUAUUGAUGGGGUAUAUUGUAAUUCAUGAUUGCUCAAUUUCGGUUACUGUCAGUCGUGAAAACACUACAAAUUUUACCGUGAAGCAUGAGGGAAAGAAUUCCUUUUAUCAUUUCAGAACACUAGUUCAAAGAUUUACCAUGACGAGUAAAAUAUCGUCUGGCGUUAGACAAGUAAAAAAAAUAAGUAGGGCACGUUGCGGCUCAUAGGGUUUACUAGAGACAUUGUCAGAUGUUUUGGUUAACCCAUUAAGCUGCAGAGCUUCCCCAUCGACGACUAAAAUAUCUGGCGUUAGACAAGUAAAAAAAAAAGUAGGGCGCACUGGGGCGCAUUGCGGCUCAAUGGGUUAAAGUACCAAAAUUUUUACCAUUAAACUACCAAAAUUUUGUACCGGUAUCGUUUACUGAUUUUCCGACCCCCCUCCCCCAAUCCAGACCCUCUUUGAUAGCACAUAUCAAGGGAAAAAAGCUAAGUUUGACUUAGUAUAGUCCCAUGCCCUCCCUCUCUAUUUUACUAUUUAAUAUUACUGCCUGGGUUAGGUAUGGCUACUAUGCUUUCAUGUUAGGUGGUGCAGUAAAAUUGUCUGGGAUUAGACAGAUUUAAAUAGUAGAGUAGGGCACAUUAAGGUACAAUGUAACUUUUUGGGUUAACCAAUACUCCUUCUAUAGUCAGUCACAGCACUCACCAUCAGGGUCUGAAAUUUGCAGUAUCCCGAUAUCCACAGGAUACUAAAAUUUCGUUUUGGAUACCAAACUGUGAAUGACUUAUAUCCCAACUGGAUACUAAGAAAAUUUCAAACAUUAGGAAAAUUUUAAGCACCUCUGACAGUUUCCUGAUAGCUUUUGAAUACUGUGAGUUUGCCACCCAAGCCUUAAUUUCCUCAUAUAUUAUGUGCUGUUUUAUUGUAAUUUGUAACAGCGAGAGUUAUUGGAUGCCGGGCAGGGUAAUAAUACUUAUGGUAACCAGUAUCCAGAAGUGGGAUACUGCAUUCUCAGGGGGGAUACUAAACUUUGAAUCCUGGUAUCUCAGUUGGAUACUGAAAAGAUAUUUAAAUUCCAGACCAUGAUGAUGAUGAUGAGAAUCCUCUUGUUGUCGCCCUGGCUGUUUUUGCAGCCAUUGCUGGCAUAGUUGCCAUUUUGUUUUUAUGUUUAUUUUUGAGGUAUGUUAUGGCAAUAUAUGUAUUAAUUUUGUUUUAUUCUGGUAUCAUGUACUUUCAAAUUUUCGUAUAUAUUUUCCUGCAUUGUGAAGGCCCUUGAAGAAAAAAGUAAAAGUCUAUUAAAAUACUGAUUUCAGUAUGCUUGACAAUUUCAUUCAUUGGGAGAGAGCUUUAUGUUAGAACAAAAUUCGGUAGAUUCUAUGAGUAGAUGUCUGCUGGACAAUCCCCCCCCCACCUCAUUUUUUUAUUGGAUCUGAAAAUACACUUGUUUUUUUUUUUGACAGGACAUCAACUUCAUGUUAUAAUCGCUUACAUCGUUCUCGUAGUAUUGAGUCUCCAGAUGCUUUUGAAAUUGCCAACGUCCGAACUACGUCAUCCGUACCUUUCAGGACUAGACUGGCGAGUUUGUCCAGUAUAAGGAGGCAAGGUGAGGUGAUGGCUCAUUGUGUAGAUCUAGCCUGUGUAGCAUAGCACUUGGUUUUGUGUGGAGAAGGAAGGACCCACCUUAAUUCUCCUGCCUACAAGCCCCUUCCCCCAAAAAAUCCAGCUGCUGGGCAGGCUAGUGCAGAUCCAAUUACUGGGGAAUGGAAGUGUACAACCCCUCAUGAAGCUGAAUUUCGUUUCUCAAAUUUCAAACCUGCUUGAUGUUUCCUGCUGGGAAAGUGAAAUUUCUGAGUGUUCUCCAACAUUGCUGAUGUGUUUCACUUGCAAGCUGUGCAGCCAUGCUGAUAAGUGCCAUAUUCUUGUUUCUUACUUUCUUAUUCCAAGCAAAAACAAUGGGUCCCCUGGAGUAGAAAUACAAAUUAUUAUAACUUUCCCUAAACUGUGGCUGAUACGUGUCUUUUCAUCUUUUUAGUAAUCUGUAAAAGCGAACCUUUUUCCAUCAUGGAAUUUCGUGAUCACGUCAGACAUUUACAUGCUGAUUCUGACUAUCUUUUCUCGUUGGAAUAUGAGGUAUGAAGUAAAAGCCAGCUUGGAUCAAACAUGCAAGUUCUAAUCAGUUCUAAAUUUUUCUCUCUAGAGAUCCAGCAAGGGUCAUCUCUUACUCAUCCAGUGUUAUGCUCUGGUCAAACGAGAGUGCGAGUUGAUGAGAGUUGAGAAGCGAGAGUUUGCAUGAAAGUUUUCUCAACUCUCGUCUAGGACAAACAAGAGCAAGAGUUGCAUGAGAGUUGACUGGAUAUUACUCUACCUCUUUCAUCAAAAUAUGAAUUAGCUUGAAGUUGAUAAGAGUUGAGAAGAAUGCAUGAGAGUUGAUGACAGUUUGCUGUCAAGUUGCGCAAGUGAGAGUUGAGCAACUGUCGUCAAUUCUCAUCCUCGUUUGACCAGGGCUUUACGACACGAGAAAACCAGAGCACUCAGAAAAUAGUUGUGAGGUUUGGUAACUGUCAAAUUGGAAGCUUGCACUCUUCUUGUAUUUGACUGAGAUGAUAACAGCAUAUUGAACCGCAGUUAUACGAAGGUGCUUUACAUGUGCAGAAACCACUUUCUCUUGAUUUUUUAAGAAUUCCGUGAAACAUUUUUGCACCUCUCAUACUGUAGUUUAGUUGUGAUCAAACAAGAGGAAUGUUUUUGAUUUCAUUCUCUCACACAGGCAGUUGGUGGAAAGAAGCACUUGAAUGAUGUUGAUAAGAAACAAGACCUGACAACACAUGAGGGCAAGAAAGUGAAUAACAAAGCUAAGAAUCGUUAUGCUGAUAUUUUACCAUGUAAGAAACACUGCUAGUUCCACACUAUUUCAUGCCUGUAGAUGAAUCUAUACUGGCAUAGCCUUCAGGCUUAGGUACCUAGCUUCACUGGUAGACUUGUUAGCCAGAAACUCCAGGCUUUUGGAGUUAUUACGCAGUAAAUCCAGGCUUAGAUAGCUAACUCCAAAUGAUUUUUCUAGUUUGCUUGUCACUCCUGAAUUCUAAGAUUUUAAGUUUGGAAUUUAGAGUUAGCCCCUUAUACUAAGGUGGUAACUAAGGGGUGGACCAAGGUGUUUUCCUUUGCGGUAAUUUUUUCUGCCCCCCUCCCCACCGCACGUUUCUAAUGCCCCCUAACUUUCAGCCAUGCAACCUUUUUUAGUCUUUCGUAAGUAUUAAAUGUGUUUUUUUUUUGAAAAUUUUCAGACGAUCACAGUCGAGUUGUUCUUACUGAGAUCGAUGAGCAACCAGAUUCAGAAUAUAUAAAUGCCAAUUAUGUCGAUGUAAGUUAUAAGGGUUUUAAUUCACAUUUCGUAGUAAUUGUUUGACAUUGUUCUGUAUGUUUUCUCCAUGCCACCUAGCAUGCGAGUGAAUGCAAUAUUUGAGACAAAAAGCCAUAUUUAAGCCCGAUUUCACUGUGUACAGUAUGUACAAUCGAAAAUUUAUAUGUCUUUAUUUCUCAUUGCUUGCAUAGUAAGCCAUUUCUAUUUGCUCUCUAAUUGUGCUUGUGUCAAUUUAUUUCUCGUAAAUAAGUAGAAGGAAGGAAAUUUAUUUGUUUUACUCCAUUUUUCCCCUAGAGCUACCGCAAACCAAGAGCGUAUAUUGCUGCACAAGGUCAGUUUAUUUACCUGCAGUCUGUACACAGGCUUAUAUUAUUUACCCUUGCUCCAAAAAACCCCUAAAUCUAUAGGAUUAUAUGGAGUUUUAGAAAGAAAAUUAAAUCCAUUUUCUUCAUUUGUUUCAUGUGUUAGGUCCACUGCCUGUAGGUCUGGUGAAUUUUUGGCGAAUGGUAUGGGAGAACGAUUCACGUGUGAUUGUCAUGGUUACCAAUUUAUUUGAAAGAAUGAAA
This is a messenger RNA of Paramuricea clavata, 6224 nucleotides long. The record is from the annotation of a GenBank genome assembly. NCBI's taxonomy places the organism in Eukaryota, Metazoa, Cnidaria, Anthozoa, Malacalcyonacea, Plexauridae.